AUGCUGCUGGCUGUGGUCCUCGCUUCCACCCUCCUGCUCUGCUCUGUGGCCAGCCAGGGGUGUCCAGGGCGGAUGGUGCUCAGUGACGUGGACUUCCUCGUCCGCAACCUGCAGGAUCAUCUGCCUUCGAGCUGCAACUGCAGCACCAACGUGACCAGUUGUUUGUGUCUGCCCAUCCCAUCUGAGAACUGCUCCACACCAUGCUUCCAGGAAGGACUGUCCCAGGUGGCCAACUCCACGGCACACACGGGCUUCUCGCUGAUUUUCAGACGGGUGAACAAAACGGUUGCGAACCUGAAGACCAAGUGUCCGCUUCUCUCCUGUGAGCAGCCCUGCAAGCCAGCCAAGGAGGACAACACGUUGGCCUUCCUGAGGACCCUGCUGGGCGUUCUGCAACAAGCAGCGAGGCGACGGCUACAAAUCAGCCCAUGAAGGACAACGCAGCUCUAUUUAUUCUAUUUAUUCCCGUGGAGCUGCCUGCUCCCUAGGGUGUAGCCAUUCCUAAAGGCCAAGCAAGCUGUUCCAAAUCAAAGUCAGCUGUGAUCAUUUGUUUAAGAUGUUUUCCCCCUU
This is a messenger RNA of Ochotona princeps (American pika), 570 nucleotides long. RefSeq names its product interleukin 9 (gene IL9). The transcript is spliced from 5 exons. Bases 1 to 432 code for a protein of 143 amino acids. NCBI's taxonomy places the organism in Eukaryota, Metazoa, Chordata, Mammalia, Lagomorpha, Ochotonidae. The record is from RefSeq and is a predicted model, not a curated record.